AUGAUUCGAAAUCUUAUAUUAUUUGUGUUUGUUGCAACUAUAUUUGCGGAAGAUCUCCCCACGAACUACGAGUAUUAUGCAUUUGAAAAUCGAACCAGCGGAUUAUCAGCAGAUCAACCCCAUUUUAUACUGAAUGGGAAAAACUUUACUCUUUACAGUGGUACCUUGCAUUAUUUCCGAGUGCCGAGAGCCUAUUGGAGAGAUCGUUUGAGGAAAUUUAGGGCAGCUGGAUUAAACACUGUUGAGACUUAUAUUCCAUGGAACCUUCACGAACCAGAAGAAGGAAAAUUUGAUUUUGGUGAUGGUGGAUCAGAUUGGGAAGACUUUCUUCAUUUAGAGGAGUUUUUGCAACUUGCCCAAGAAGAAGAUUUGUUUGUAAUUGCGAGGCCUGGACCCUAUAUAUGUGCUGAGUGGGAGUUUGGGGGAAUGCCCAGCUGGUUAUUAAGAAAUAGUAGUACAAAAGUUAGAACAUCAGAGGAAACAUACAUGUCACAUGUUACAAGAUACUAUAACAUUCUCUUAAAAAUAUUGGCUCCCUAUCAAUUUACAAAAGGUGGUUCAAUAAUUAUGGUUCAAAUUGAAAACGAAUACGCAUCAACUAAGACAGCUGAGUUUUCGCCAGAUAAAGAAUAUCUAAGACAAUUGCAGCAACUUAUGAAAAGCAAUGGUAUUGUAGAACUGCUGGUUACAUCAGAUGCUUCAGCAAAUGGUUACAAUGGUUCCUUAGAAGAUUUCUUAUUGACAGCCAAUUUUGGUAGCGACCCAGUUAGCAAUUUCAAUUAUUUAAAACAGUUUCAAUCUAAUAAACCAACGAUGGCCAUGGAGUUUUGGACAGGUUGGUUUGAUAGUUGGGGUGGAGGUCACAAUACUAGAGAUCCUGAAACAUUUAAGCAGAUAUACGAAAGUAUUCUCAGUUAUCCAGCUAGCGUAAACCAGUAUAUGUUUAUUGGAGGUACUAGUUUCGGAUUCCUAAACGGUGCUAAUGUAGGGACAACAGAUAAUUCUCAACUAACACCUGAUACAAACAGUUAUGAUUAUGAUUCUCCUUUAUCAGAAAAUGGAGACUAUACUAAAAAAUAUGAUCAUGUUAAAGAGUUACUAGAGAAAUAUAACCCGAUAAAGACUAAACUGCCAGAACUUCCUGAAUUAAAAGGACGUAUAGCGUAUCCCAGCAUUGAAAUUACUGAACAAAUUCUUCUAUCUGAUAUUAUAAACAACGAAAAGAAGAUUACAAGCACUGAAUUACUUCCCAUGGAAUUAUUACCUAUAAAUGGGAUGUCAGGUCAAUCCUAUGGUUACAUAGUUUACAGGAAAACACUAAAUAUUCCCAAAGGAUCAGUUUUAAAAAUUGGUGGACAUGUAUGUGAUACCAUAUUGGUUAUGGUUAAUGGUGUAUUGCUUAAUGAGAUUCCAACAAACAGUGAUGCCUUGAAUGGUUUUGGAUUCUGGAGAAAAGCGGACUCCGAAAUUGUUUUAACAUCUGAAGAUCUCGAAAAUGCCACAUUGGAUCUAAUUGUCAACAAUAUGGGUAGAGCUAAUUUCGGAUCUCUACCACAGUUUAAUCAAUAUAAAGGUCUCUGGCAAGAUAAGGUUUACUUAAAUAAUGAAGCUCUGAAGUCAUGGGAAAUUGUACCAUUAGAAUUUAAGAAGUCAUGGACUAACAAGCUUGAUUCCUGGAGCGAAGUGAGAACAACUAAUCAACCUGCACUUUAUAGGGCAACCUUGGAAGUAACUAGUUUAGAACAAGACACAUAUAUGGAUAUGAGAGAAUGGACAAAGGGUAUUAUAAUUGUAAAUGGAUUUGUUCUUAGCAGGCACUUCUCUAUUGGACCACAACAGACUGCUUAUCUACCAGCACCACUACUAAAGGAAGGAACUAAUGAAAUUAUCAUUUUUGAAGAGUUCCAAGCUCCAAAUUCUAUUAAGUUUUCUGCUGAGCCGAUAUACGGGAAUAAUUAGACAAUCACUUGUUAAAAAUAAAAAUAGUGUUUACAU
Aethina tumida (small hive beetle) is the source of this 1995-nucleotide messenger RNA. RefSeq names its product beta-galactosidase-1-like protein 2. Bases 1 to 1959 code for a protein of 652 amino acids. NCBI's taxonomy places the organism in Eukaryota, Metazoa, Arthropoda, Insecta, Coleoptera, Nitidulidae. Gene Ontology annotation, biological process: carbohydrate metabolic process. The transcript is spliced from 3 exons. Gene Ontology annotation, cellular component: vacuole. Gene Ontology annotation, molecular function: beta-galactosidase activity. The record is from RefSeq and is a predicted model, not a curated record.